CUGGAAGUGGUGGCAGUGCCUGCAGGGGGUGGAGACAAGGCAGCGGGCCCACCAUCAGCACCAUGCUCCUGGGGAUCCUCGUGGUGCUCUGCUUCAUCCCCACUGCUGAUGUAACAGAAAACAAGAUUUUAGUGGCUCAGCAUCCUUUGCUCAUUGUAGCUAACCAAACUGCAACUCUAGUUUGCAACUACACCUACAAUGGGACAGGGAAGGAAUUUCGAGCUUCGCUACACAAAGGAACGGACAGUUCAGUUCAAGUUUGCUUUAUUUCAUGGAACACAACCAAAAUUAUCAGCAAUUCAAAUAAAGAAUUUAACUGCCAGGGGAAUCAUGAUAAAGACAAAGUCAUCUUCAAUAUUUGGAACAUGAACGCCAACCAAACUGACAUCUACUUCUGCAAAAUCGAGGUCUUGUAUCCACCCCCAUAUGUCUACAACGAGAAGAGUAACGGGACUGUCAUUCAUGUGAAAGAGGCACCCACCCAAAUACAAGAGCCUCAGUCUGCAGUUCCUUUGUGGAGUUUGGCAACAGUGACUGGAAUUCUUGCACUCUACAGCAUGCUAAUAACUGCAGUUUUUAUUAACUACUGGCAAAAAUCCAAGAAGAGUAUGUACCAUCAGAGCGACUACAUGAACAUGACCCCACGGCACCCACCGUACCAGAAGAACAAGGGUUACCCGUCCUACGCCCCGACACGGGACUACACCGCCUACCGCUCCUGGCAGCCCUGAGCCCGCCAGGAGCCUCCUGCGCACUCACUCGCUCUGGGCACGAAGGACAGCCCCUCGUUUCUCAUCAUGUUUGUUGCUGUUGAUCACAGACACCUACACCGUAGCAAGUAUUAACUAAACUUUGAGCUACUAAAAGGAAAUCCA
Molecule: messenger RNA, 875 nt
Organism: Prinia subflava (tawny-flanked prinia)
Lineage: Eukaryota; Metazoa; Chordata; Aves; Passeriformes; Cisticolidae
Gene: CD28
Product: CD28 molecule
Exons: 4
Coding region: 63-731 (222 amino acids)
Biological process (GO): immune response; T cell receptor signaling pathway; positive regulation of T cell proliferation
Cellular component (GO): membrane; external side of plasma membrane
Source: RefSeq, a predicted model, not a curated record